Messenger RNA from Zootoca vivipara (common lizard), 7078 nucleotides. RefSeq names its product two pore segment channel 2 (gene TPCN2). The record is from RefSeq and is a predicted model, not a curated record. Gene Ontology annotation, cellular component: lysosomal membrane. Lineage: Eukaryota; Metazoa; Chordata; Lepidosauria; Squamata; Lacertidae. Gene Ontology annotation, biological process: calcium-mediated signaling; transmembrane transport; endocytosis involved in viral entry into host cell. Gene Ontology annotation, molecular function: voltage-gated channel activity; ligand-gated sodium channel activity; intracellularly phosphatidylinositol-3,5-bisphosphate-gated monatomic cation channel activity.
CGCUUCCGCUCGCCAUGGAGGACUCGGAGGAGGCAGGCAACCCCGAAAGAGAGCCUCUGCUGGCGACGCCGCCGACGGCGGCUCCCAGCGGCUCCCGAGGGCUACGUCGCCUCUACUCGGGCGGGGACGGUGCUGCCCCGGGCGACAGAGGAAACGGCGGCGGCUCCGAGGCCUCCUGGUCUUCCCCGGGCGGGAACGUUGCCGAUGACCAAAAUCCCUACUUGAACCAAGCCGUAGUGUUCAUUGAAGAUGCAAUACAGUAUCGUUCCAUAAAUCACCGUGUGGAUUCUUACUCCUUGUGGCUUUAUCGGCGGUAUUACUCAGAAGUUUGCCAAUGGAUUUUGAUUGCCACCAUUACACUAAUCCUGGCUCUUGCUUUCAUCGAAACGCCUUCUUCACUUACUGUCACGUCGGACGUACGAUACCGCUUGGAACCCUGGGAGCCUCCAUGUGGCUUGACGGAGAGCAUUGAACUACUUUGCUUCCUUGUCUUUAUAGCGGAUGUCUCUGUAAAGAGUUACCUAAUAGGAUGGGAAGAGUUUCGGAAAACCAAGUGGUUGAUGGCAUAUAUCCUGGUGCUAAUCAUCUCCCUUGCAGACUGGACUGCUUCACUGAGUUCUUCCUGUGGUGAGAGUCUGAGAAUAAGGCGAAUCCUCCGUCCUUUCUUCCUCCUUCAGAACUCUUCAAUGAUGAAAAAGACACUAAAAAGCAUCAAGAGGACAUUGCCAGAAAUUACAAGUGUUAUGCUGCUUUUAGCUGUUCACCUGUUUCUCUUUACCAUGUUUGGCAUGCUGCUGUUUGCUCGAACGAAGGAUGCUCAGCAGGACAAGGAAUGGCAAGGAUAUUUUCACAACUUGCCAGAUUCAUUAACUUCCCUGCUGGUACUGCUGACAACUGCAAACAAUCCAGAUGUGAUGAUUCCUGCCUACUCUAAGAAUCGAGCAUAUUCCAUCUUCUUCAUAAUCUUCACUGUAAUUGGGAACUUAUUUCUGAUGAACUUGCUGACAGCAAUAAUAUACAAUCAGUUUCGUGGCUAUCUUCUGAAAUCUGUUCAAUCCUCACUUUUCCGAAGGCGCUUAGGAAUCCGGGCUGCGUUUGAAGUUCUUUGUUCUCUGAAGGAGACUUCUCUCAAUAAGAACAUCUUGCGUGUCCAGUCGGAGACUCUAGCUCAAGUUCUUCAUAGAGUAAAAAUGGAUCCUGACUGCAAGGAAACAAUCAUUAGGAACCUUGAGUUGUGUCCCCCAGGAGGUCUGACCGCUGCUCAGUUUCAGUUACUGUUUGAUGAACUGGACAAACACAAAGUUAAAGAGCGUCCUCCCAGGCCAGAUUAUCAGUCGCCUUUCCUACAGAGAAUCCAAAUUGUCUUUGGUCACCAUUACUUUGGCUAUUUAGGGAAUGCUGUUGCUGUAGCAAACGUUUUGUCUGUGUGCGUGGUCAUGGUACUAGAUGCAGAUAAGCAACCUGCUGCACGGGACGACUUUUUUUUAGGGGUUAUAAACUGUGUCUUCAUUUUCUACUACCUCCUGGAAAUGUCAUUGAAAAUUCUAGCACUGGGAUUAAAAAGAUACAUAUCUUACCCAAGCAACAUAUUUGAUGGCCUUCUGACUGUAGUUCUGAUGGUUUUGGAGGUGUCGACAUUUGCUGUCUAUGGAUUUCCUCAUCGAGGCUGGAGACCUGAAAUGUUGGGCUUGCUUUCUCUGUGGGACAUGGUUCGCCUGGCAAACAUGCUGAUUGUGUUCAGAUUUCUGCGUAUCAUCCCUAACAUAAAGUUCAUGUCCUUAGUUGCCAGUACACUGUUGGACCUUGUGAAAAACAUUAGAUCUUUCGCAGGGAUCUUGGUGGUGGUUUUCUAUGCAUUUGCAAUAGCAGGGAUGGAGCUGUUUAGGGGUGCCAUUACUCCCAUGGGCAGCAUCAGCGGUGUCAAUGCAACAAAUGGCACUUUGCAGUGUGGCACCUUUGAACAGCUGCAGUAUUGGCCAAACAACUUUGAUGACUUUGCGGCAUCCCUGGUGACUUUGUGGGAUGUGAUGGUUGUGAACAACUGGCAGGUUUUCUUGGAUGCAUAUUCCAGAUACUCAUCUCCAUGGUCAAAAUUAUACUUUGUCUCCUGGUGGCUGAUUUCCUCUGUCAUCUGGGUCAAUCUGUUCAUUGCUUUGCUUCUGGAGAAUUUUAUCCAUAAAUGGGACCGUCUCUGCCAUCGACCAUCUCUCUCCGAAGUUGAAUACCAGAUGACAAUGGAACUCAUGUUCCGAGAUGUUUUGGAAGAACCUACAGAGGAAGAGCUGAUUGAAAAACUUCACCAGCACCCACAUAUGCAUCUAUGUAGAUGACACAGGUGGAAGCAGAAGUUUCUCCUAGUCAUGCCUGCAUGCAGGUUUUAUAGCAGAAGGAAAGAUAUCGGAAAUCUUUCUGAAAGAAGUACAGUACUCUGUAUCUUUGAUUUUAUUUUUGAAUGGUGCCUGUAGUACAUGGUCUUUAAAGGUUUGUUUUAAAUGGUUCAUUUAAAACAUUUUUUUAAAAAAUCCUCAUUUGACUUUAUUUUAAGUUGACUUUUAUAAGCUUAUGGCACUGUCACAUUAAAAAUACGGGACUUUAAAAAUCUGGGAAAUAAUGUGACAGAGCAAUUAAGUAUUUUAAAGAAGGGAACUGCAUUAAUGACACGGCACUUUAGAAUGGAAACUGUGGAAGAUGUAGAACUACUACGCUGGCUUGUUGCUGGAAUUUGAAAACAUAAACUUGGACUUAGUUGGACUUAGCUUUUUCUGUUAUUUUUGUGCAUGUGAUGUGCCACGGACAAUGCCUUGAUAACGGGGAAAGUUCUUGGAAAAAUAGCAUCUUUUUAAAAAGUAAACAAUGCAAAAGCUGAGGAUUGAAACAAGAUGCCAUUAUCCUGGGAAUUCUUUUCCAAUAUCAUCUGCUCCAAAGUGGUAAAUCUAUGACUGUGUAUACGCACAUCAAAAACACAUUCUUCUCCAAAAUUCUAGGUGCUGUAGUUUACCCCUUACAGAGCUGCAUUUCCUAUCAUCGAUGAAUGAACUAUAGUGCCCAGAAUUCUUUGAGAGGAAAAUAGGCUUUGAAUGUGCUUUAAUGGUAAAGUGUAUAUGCAGCCUAGGUUAGAAUGAAGAAUAUUGCAGUGCCAGUACAGCAUCUUCAUAGCAAUUGCACUCAGUUGUGCCUGUUGCUGGGUUUACACUGAAGGGGUUUGAGAACCGCAGACCUGCUCUCCCUAUUUUAAAUUCCCACACAUGCCUUAUUAAAUGGAUUGGCAGUUUCACAAUAGUUGAGCUUGAUGGAUUGUGCCUCCUUGUUGUUGAUGAUGAUAUACAGAUAUAUAUGUUUAUAUGCCUUGUUGCAAUAAGGGAGACAUGUGCAUUGAAGCAGGCUUCUGUGCACAUAUGCCACGUCUUGGUUUGGGAAACCUGUGGGCAAAUUUGAUGCUCGUCAGAUGAGCCACCUCUUUCUUGCAGGAGAAUGCACUGCCUCAUUCGCUAUCUCAGGCCGCUAUCUGAUCAUGAGAAAUGCCUUGUGGAACAUGACUGCCUCUGGAUUAGGACCACUAUGGGUUUUAUAUGGCAAGUAGAAGAUGAGAGGAAGCGCCCCUUUGCUCUUAGGGGUUUUGCUUCUACACAUUCAUAAAAUUGUUAGACUGCCGAGCGCAUGUUUCAUUCCUAAUUGUACUACCCUUUCUGGCUAUUAGCAUUAUCAUCCUUUUGUUUCUCAGGGGUUUGGUUUUUUGCUAGAAAGUUACAUAUGGGAUCUUGAGGUUGCAUGGAGCUUUAACUUCCAUACAUUGCCAUGCUUACGAAGACCGGUGCUUAAAGCCGUGUUUCAAGUUUAGACUCUGAAGUUAUUGGCAGUGUGAAAUAAAACUUCUAGACAGCCUUUGGUAUUUGGACUAUUGCGUUGCUGUUGAAUCCCAUUAGACAAAGGAGAAACCAACAUCCAUUUUACAUUAGUAAAAUGAGAAUUCGAGGCUGUUGUGCCAUCAAAUUUUAAAACACAAAAAAUAGAAUUACAGCAGGAAAAUCUCAGUGCUUUUAAUUGUAGUAGUCGUAGUCUAAAUAUUUGUCUUGGGCAUUUAGAUAAAAUUCUCUUGUGCAGGAAUGAGCUGUGGUUCCAUCACAGCAUGUGUGCAAUACCUUGGGAUGUGAUUCCUUGAAAGAGUCCUAAAAAUACAGUUUUAGAUGUAAAAGUAGUUCAUUACACCACGAUACAGACAGCAGAUGUUAUGGAGACUAUCCCUGCCUUAGGAGAUCUGUGUUGUGACACAUCGCUUCUGAUAGCCAUUCCUGUGAUUCAUUUAGUCAGCAAGAGCUAUUAAAUAGCCCCUUUCUGUUAUUUUCAUCAUAAGGCAUUCUUUGCCACCCCCCUUUCCCCCAUUCUCCUUGUGGACUUCAUCUACAGUCUUAGAUUCUAGGUCUGUAAGCAGUUUUAGACCAAGUAACCUCUUGGACAUUGCAAUCCUGAAUUUUAAAUUUCUUUAAACUGUCUGCUGGGAUCCUUUUCCUCUUUAGACAUGCUGUGCAUAGCUUUGAGGGUUUAGUAACUUGGAGGUCCCAUGCCAGACCCCUGAGAGGUGCCACUUGUCCCCCAAACGGCAACCUGGAGGGGGGGGGGAAGUGUACAGAAAAUCGAAGAGGGACAUCAGAAUGUGUUGAGUAACCUGUCGCACAAAUUACAGAAACUGGCACACCACGUUUAUUCCUCAGGAAAACAGUUCCAAUCUUUGCAGUUGACGAGCAAAGAUAAAUUGAAUUGUAAAAAGAAGCAAUUUGUAGCAAUUUCACAUGUAUGCUCCAUUAUACCAGCCCUGGGAUCAUUCCUAUCUUAGCAUCAGUAGAGCUCUUUCAAGGCAACAUACAUUUUCAGUUCAGUCACAUGGUAGAAUACUGUACUUCCAGCCAAGGCCAGAUUUAGGUUUGAUGAGGCCCUAAGCUACUGAAGGUGAUGGGGUCCUUUAUAUGUCCAGCUUUCCUUUGCCAACAACAAAUUGUUGCUGUUUUUCUUGUGUUGAAUAUAUACUAUAUGGUAAUUUAUGGACCUAAUAGGUAACUAAAGCCAUUUGCACAUAAAAAAAUGUAUUUUAUCAAAGUUUUUGAUCCAGUACACCCAGUUUAUUUUCCCUUUACAUUUUUUUUGGGGGGGGGGCAAGAGAGUGUGGCCCUAAGCUAUAGCUUGUUUAGCUUAUACAUAAAUCCGGCACUGCUUCCAGCACUGCACCACUUCAGACUGCACAUAAAGGAUUGCAGUUCUGAAUGCUCUCCUCAUACAAAAAUAAAAUAAAAAUAUGCCUGUGUGUACAAGGCUAGCGCAUUGGGAAUAAUGAACAUACAGUACCAUAGCUUUCUCUGGGACAUGCCAGCUUUAUUUACCUGGUUCUUCAUUUAUAAUAAACUCAUGGGAACUUUGGGACUGUUUUUUUAUGUUCCUCCAUCUAAUAAUGGCUAGGGCAUGUCUUAGCUUAGUUUCACUUUUAGUUGUGAACAGUAUGUCUCUGUAAUUUUUCGCCUUUUCAAACGACAAGUAAAAUGAGAAUUUUUCUAUACUCUUAACACCAGUUGGGGCUCCUAAAAAGUUCCUCUUAUGCAACUUUCUUUUUUUAAAAAAUAAAAAAAAUAGUGCCAUUUGACCACAUUGUGCCCAAUAUAUCAAUGCAACAUACCUUUUACUCAUGCUCUGGGAUCUUUUAUUGAAAAACCACUAGAAUUGUGUCUUUUGUGAUUUUUAAAAAUGCAUUAAAAAUUAAGUGUAUCAAUGCAAGUCCAUUACUGAGAGCACAAGAAUUUGAAUGUAAUUACUUGUUAAUAUACAAUAUUUUUGAAAUAACUGGAAUCCUCCCAUUUAUUGUGUGUCUGCUUGUUUGAAAUUGGGCUGUCUGAAAUCUUAAGCUGUCAUCUGGUUUUCUGACUUAAUUUGGGGGGCAGUUUUGUCUGAGGUGGGUUACUGUCAACCUCUUAUUUGUGCAUUGUUUAGCUCAAUUGAUGUUGCCAUAUUUUUGCUUAAAUUCCUGCCUUAUGAGUCAGAUUACACAAGUGAGCAACUGACAGUAAUAUUUGCUCAAUCAUUUUUAUCCCAUGUUUCCUCCAUGGCUAUCAGGGUGCCAUCUCUCCCCCUGCUUGCCAAAUCAACUAUAUCCUUAAAACAUCCUUUGAGGUAAGUUAGGCUGAGAGAGAGUCACUCAGUGAGUUUUAUUGCUGAUCAAGGAAUGGGAGCAAGGCUAUCCCAGUUUGGUGAAGGGCAUAGCUCACUGGCUGAGCUCCUGCGUUGCAUCUGAAAGGUCCCAGGUUCAAUGCCUCUAGUCAGAGUUGAAAAUGCGCGCUACCUGAAACCCUGGAAAGCCAUAGCCAAUCAGUACAGAUAGUACUGAGCUAGAUGCUGACUUGGUAUAAGGCAGCUUCCUGUGUCCUAGUCUGAGACUCUAUUCACUACAUCACAUGGGCUCUCAUUGAGGAUUGACUUUGAUAAUGUCAGACCAGUGCAAUUAUUUACUGUAUAUCUCAUGCACAGAAAACUACUCAACACAACAGAGUCCGACAAGGAUGAGUGUUGUGUUACUUUUACCAGGAGGGAACUGAUGAACCGUACAAGAAAUGACAGUUCAAGGCCUUGAAAAGUUUCAUGUUAAUGUUAGAUUUGCACGUUGUAUUCAAAGAGAACCCCCUGCCUUUGUCAGCCAUGUAUACUUGAAAGUAUGUCUCCUUCGUUGAAAUGGGUACAAUAUUGCUGCCGAAGGAAACAAGAUGGUUUUAUAGUUUUGUAUGCAAUCUGCAUGCAGGUGUUAUAAGUCGUAGUCACAAAGUUUAAAUGAGUGAAGAAAAGCAGCAAGCCGGGGAGAGGGAGAGAGAGAGAGAGAGAGAUGUUUGAUUUCUGUUUGAAUCCAAGGCUGUGGCUAUGGGAGAAACAAGUCCUUCUGAGGUGUUAAUGUUGUGAGCCCCUCCAGCAUAGACACUUCUCACCUUGUUUAUUCAACAUGAUCCAUCCUCAUGCCCUGUAGAAAAAGCUUGAAAAUCAUUCUCUGUUUUUACCAUAAUCUCCCCAUCUACUUAUGCUGGUCUAUGACCGUAAUAAAGAUUUUAUU